UGAAUUGAUGACAAUAUAUUUUUGUGAAAUGCUUCAGCGAGGAAAACGCCAUUGAACGAUGCUCUAUACAAAAGAAAUUCCAACUUGCAUGCCUGAAAUGGAACAACACAUGCAGCUGAAAGGAUUUCUAAAGUUUGAAAUUUUGAUGUCAUACUGGAAGCUGUUGGGUCAAAGAUUGGGCUCAUGCUCUUUUGAGGAACUUCAAGAGAUUGGUAGCCAGCUAGAACAAAGCUUGAAAAACGUCAGGGCAAGAAAGGUUUGCAACCUUUAGAUUUGCCCCUAGGCUAAAAGUAGUUACAUUAAUGAAUCAAUACAUGAUUACAAGACUUCUGCUUUCGAAGUAAAAUUAGCAUUUGAGUUACUAUCAAAAGAGCUUUUGGGGCAUAUUUAUAGAGUAUUUGUGCGGUCAUUGGACCCUUAUAGACAUACAGCAGCCACAUUUCCUCAGACUCGCCUCCUCCUUAGGUUAUUCCCAUAGAUAGAGCUGCAGCCCACAUUACUUUAACAAUUUAAGUGGUCCAAGAUCUCCAUGAUGUGGGAUUGGAGUCUCUAAUAUACCCUGUACUAGAUUCUUCAUUGUGCCAUCUACCUACUUGUAAGGGACUCUGGCUUGACAUUCCUCAUAUCAUUAAUCCAAAAUUCUCCAGGGUUCUAGAUUCUUCGUUGUGCCUUGCAUCUACCUGUAUACAAUUCCUAUGCAAUACUCUAAAUUGUGUUUGCUUGCAUUUUAUGUCUUAUAGGCCUAGUUGUGUAAGAAGCAAUUAAAGGAAUUAAAGGCAAACGUAAGAAUAACUCCCUCCAUUGAAUUAAACAUAUAUUACUUCCUCAAUCUUCUAGUUUUAUACUUCUCAAUGGUGAGCCUCCUGUUUGUUUUCUCUAUAGCACAUUUUUUAUUUUCCUUUUAUUUUUUUGUGUUUUAAUUACAGGAGAGAAUGUUGGAAGAAAAUGCAAAGUUAUGUUGAAAGGUGGGCCUCUCAUUUCCAAAUCUUGGAGCUCUUUUUUUAUUUGAAAAAAAAAAAAAAAAAGCUUACAAUUUUGCAGUCCAAACUAUCACUAUACUGCGUAAGCUGGGUUGUUGGAUGAUAGGGGCUGUCACAUAAUUAAGACCACCUCAUUCA
This is a messenger RNA of Rubroshorea leprosula, 1118 nucleotides long. The record is from the annotation of a GenBank genome assembly. Lineage: Eukaryota; Viridiplantae; Streptophyta; Magnoliopsida; Malvales; Dipterocarpaceae.